UGUGUUGCCGACUGUCAUUUUGUCAAAUGCUCAAUUUAUUUUUCUUUUAAAUUUAAUGUUUUAAUAAUAUUUAUAAAUUAAAUCCAUCAAAAUGGUUGAAGCACAAAAAUAUAGGAUAGAACAGGAGAUGACCAACUUGGUUAACGAGUUGGACAGGAGUUAUCUAAGGCGAAUGCAAGGUGAUAUGCACCGCUGUGCAGCUAAAUGCUGUGAUGACCAACAGUCAUCAUUGGAACGAGUGCAUGGCUGUAUAGAAAAUUGCACGACUUCAUUGAACCAGGCCAAUAAUUAUGUUCAGGGUGAAAUUAACCAUCUCCAAAACAGACUGCAACGAUGUGUAAUGGACUGUAAUGACGCAGCACGAGACAGAUUAGGUCCAGAUCCAAGUCAAGAGACUAUUGACAAGUGCACAAUAGAUUUUGAGAAAUGUGCAGUCAAAUGCGUUGAUAAGCAUAUAGGACUGAUCCCCACCAUGAUGAAGACGAUGAAGAAGGUCCUGGCCAGCGGGAAACCUCCCCCACCGAAGAACGAAUAAUAUUAAAUCCAUACUCCCAUAGCAAUAACAAAUUCGACAGUGUUCAAAUGAAACUGGCUUAUAUAAAAAAUCUGUUUAGUAUAUUGUCAGUUUUUCUGAAUUGAAUGUGUAUGUAGCGCGGUUGUUAUCUCCUCAACACUAUAGCAUU
Achroia grisella is the source of this 683-nucleotide messenger RNA. RefSeq names its product protein FAM136A. The transcript has 4 exons. Lineage: Eukaryota; Metazoa; Arthropoda; Insecta; Lepidoptera; Pyralidae. Gene Ontology annotation, cellular component: cytoplasm. The coding region runs from base 92 to 535 and encodes 147 amino acids. The record is from RefSeq and is a predicted model, not a curated record.